Physella acuta is the source of this 4735-nucleotide messenger RNA. RefSeq lists its product as uncharacterized. Gene Ontology annotation, molecular function: FAD binding; iron ion binding; oxidoreductase activity. The record is from RefSeq and is a predicted model, not a curated record. NCBI's taxonomy places the organism in Eukaryota, Metazoa, Mollusca, Gastropoda, Physidae.
GGGUGACGCCUACAACAUACAGUUUACAAUUAAUGGCGAGAGACAUGUUGUGUAUGAUAAGUAUCCACCCACCACAUCACUAAACGAUUACAUCAGAGAUGUUGCUGGACUUAAGGGGACGAAAAUCAUGUGCAAGGAGGCCGGAUGUGGAUGUUGUGCAGUGACCGUGACCUACGCCCCAGGGGGAGAUAAGGCAGAGACCAUGAGCAUUAACUCGUGUCUCUGCCCCCUGUACAGUGUAGACGGCUGGCAGAUCACCACUGUUGAAGGUAUAGGCAGUCAAAAAGAUGGAUUCCACCCAAUCCAGGAGAGGAUUGCCCAGCAUAACGGUACUCAGUGUGGCUACUGUACUCCUGGUUUUGUCAUGUCCAUGUAUGGACUACUCCACCAGAAGCCCCAGCUGAGCCAGCAGGAGAUAGAAGACUCAUUUGAUGGUCACGUAUGCAGGUGUACAGGCUACAGGUCAAUCCUGGAUGCCAUGAAGUCUUUUGCUACAGACUCCACUAUUCCAGGAGCCAGGUGUGUCGACAUUGAGGAUCUUAAUAAACAUCUGUGCCCCAAAACUGGAGAGGUUUGCAAAGGGAAGCAAGAAGGAUGUUCUCAUGGCUUAUCCCUUGACUUGCAUGAAAGCAAAUGGUACAGACCAAACAACCUGCAAGAGCUUGGGAAACUUCUCAUAGAAAAUAGCACCAGGAGCACAAAACUUUUGUUUGGCAACACAUCCACAGGAAUAUUCAAGAAUGAAGGACCUUAUCAGGUUUAUAUUGAUCUUCAUGGUGUGAAAGAGCUUUACCUGUUUAAAGAAAACACAGACAGUGUUGUGUUUGGUGGCAACACCACACUCUCUAAGCUGAAGGACCAUCUGAAGGAGCUGCAACACAAGGCUGGCUUCUCCUACUUCACUGCAGUCAUUCGUCAUCUCAAAGUCAUUGCCAGUGUGCUGGUUAGAAAUGCUGGUUGCAUUGCAGGAAAUUUAAUGAUAAAGAAAAACUAUCAUGAAUUUCCAUCAGAUCUUUUUACUUUGACAGAAGCUAUUGGAGCCAGUGUUGGUAUCUUUGAUGCUAAAGAUGGCAGCACAAAGAAAUACAGCCUGUUGGACUUCUUACAAAAAGUGGACAUGAAGCAAAAAGUCAUAGCUUUUCUUCAACUCCCAAGCUUUAAACAGUCUGAAGUCUUCUGUUCUUUUAAAAUUACUCCAAGAUGGCAGAAUGCUCAUGCAUAUGUAAAUGCUGCAUUUAAGCUUGAAGUUGAGGGCGAAAAGGUUACAGGAACUCCAUCUUUUGUGUAUGGAGGUAUCAGCAACAAUUUGGUUCAUGCUUCCAAAGCUGAAGCAUUUAUUAAAGGGAAGCAACUCGACAACAAAGUCAUUUCAGAAACAUUGAAGGUUAUAUCUGGUGAGCUGAUUCCAGCAGAAGAUGAUCCACUUGCUGCGUCUGCUAAAUACAGACAUGACCUGGCUGUCAAUCUCCUGUAUAAGACACUUUUAGAGGUCUACAAACCAUCAGAUCUGAGAGUUCAAAGUGGAGCUGACAGUAUGGACAGGACUUUGUCCUUUGGGCUACAAACUUUCCAAGAGAAAGCAGAGGAGUUCCCUCUCAAGCAAGCCCUAUCUAAAUUGGAAGCACCUUUACAGACAUCUGGUGAAACUGUUUACACCAAUGAUAUUCCAAGUUUCCGCAGAGAACUUUGUGCAGCUUUUGUCAUUUCUACAGUAGGGUCAGCCACACUUGAACAUGUAGACCCAUCUGAAGCUUUGGUGAUCCCUGGAGUUGUGAGCUACAUCAGUGCUGCUGAUAUUCCAGAGGGUGGCAAGAAUGAUUUCAUGGACUGUUUGAUGUUUCCUGGAGCUCCACAAGAAGAAGUUUUCAUCACAAAAGAAGUCUCAUAUGCUGGCCAAGUUAUUGGACUCAUUCUGGCUGAAAGACAGAGCAUUGCUGUUGAGGCAGCUAAGAAGGUGAAGGUUACUUAUACAAAUGUUCAGGAACCAGUGACAGAACUAGAAGAAGCCAUUGAGAAACAAAUGUUCCAUGAGGGAAAAAGAGAGGAAAAAGUUAUUGGAAGUCCAGAUGAUGCCUUUAAAGACUCAGAGAUUGUUUUGUCAGGUGAAAUCAAAGAAGGCUCACAAUAUUACUUCUACAUAGAAAAUCAGGUGUCAGUAGCAGUUCCAUCUGAAGAUGGUAUUGACCUUUAUGUAGCUUCACAAUGGGCUGGCCAUAAUCACAGAGCUGCAGCUAAUAUCUUAGGCAAGCCAUUAAAUUUCAUCAAUGUGAUCUCAGGUAGAAUUGGAGGUGGAUUUGGAGGCAAAUUUUUCUACUCCUGCAACAUAUCUGCUGCUGCAACUUUAGCAUGCUACAUCACCAAAAGGCCUGUCCGCCUCUGCGUAGAUUUGGCAACAAACAUGAAAAUAACAGGGAGGAGAUUUCCAAUUUUGGCCAAAUAUAAGGCUGGUUUAAGCAGAGAAGGAAAAAUGAAUGUCAUUGACCUUGAUGUAUAUAUAGACAGUGGUUUCCAGCCUGCUUUGCUGACUGCAGAGUUUCCCCACUCACUUGACCAAGGUUACCACAUCCCCAACUGGCGUGUUGUGAACACACUUGUCCGCACCAACAAAGCCACAGCACAAGCUUGUCGAGCUCCUGGGACUGUGCCAGCUUCCCUGGUCAUUGAAAGUAUCCUUGAACAUGCUGCAAAAGAAGUCAGAAUGCACCCAAUUCUUUUCAAAGAAAUACAUUUGUAUGAGAAGGGUCAGACUGACCUACAGGGUAUCCCCCUAACUCACUGCACCAUCAGAGAUUUGUGGCAGAGACUUAAGCAAAUUGCUGAAGUCACUGAGAGGAUGAAACAAACAGAUCAAUUCAAUCAGAACAACAAGUGGCGUAAGCGAGGUAUCACCAUGUCUGCUGUUAAAUACAGCAUUCUUCACUACCCACCUGGUCAAGUAGUCAAUGUUUCUGUGUUUGCUGAUGAUGGGACGGUCACUGUGAUGACCUCAGGAACAGAAAUGGGGCAAGGACUUUAUACAAAGGUCUCCCAAGCUGUUGCCAGGACAUUGAAAGUCCCACUGAAUUACAUCAAAGUUCGACCUCAGCAAAAUAAUACCAUACCUAACCCAGGCUUCACUGGGGGAAGUUCUGGCAGUGAAACAUGUGUCUCUGCAGCCAUCAAUGCUUGCAGAGAACUGAAUGAGAGACUUGAGCCAAUGAGGACUAAGAUGCCAGAUGCUGAUUGGCCAACUUUACUCAAAAUGUGUCAUUUAAGUAAUAUUGAUCUGGCAAGUCGAGCUAAAUCUGACAAAGGAGACAAUAUGUUUCAAUACCACACCUACUGUGCUGGUGUUGUUGAGACUGAGGUUGAUGUCCUGACUGGAGAAUACCAGGUCAAGAGAGUUGACAUAAUGGCUGAUUUUGGGGAGAGUAUCAACCCAACUGUUGACAUUGGUCAAGUAGAGGGAGCUUUUGUCAUGGGCCUUGGUGCAUACUUGUCAGAGGACCUUCAUUUUGACAAGAAAACUGGCCAGGUUCUUAAUGAUGGCACAUGGGAAUACAAACCUCCCACAACAAAAGACAUCCCCAUAGACUGGAGGAUCCACUUCAUGCCUGACACACCCAACCCUGUUGGAGUCCUCAGUUCUAAAGCUGUGGGAGAACCUCCCAUUAGUCUGGCUGUUGGAGCUCUUCUUUCUAUCAAGAGUGGAGUGGAGGCAGUCAGAGAAGAGUUGACUGGUGAAAGAUCUUUUAUCCCUGUUGAGGCCCCAUACACAGCGGAGAAGGUCCAACUUAGUACUGGUAUCAACUUGGAACAUUUGCGAGUCUAGCCGGAAAUUACAGUUUCAUCUCAAAUCUUGGGUUUCAAGAAAUAGCUAAAAAGAUUUUGAAUGUUUGUAAAUAAAGAACUAAAAAAUAUAUUUUGUUUUCAUUAUAGCUUUCAAUUAAUUGGACAGAAAUGUGUCAAAAUUAUCUCCCUUAUUCUAUUUAUAGUGUUAUGUUCACUUAGGAUAAUUAUAUAGGCCUAACUAUAUAUUUCUAGUUUAUAAAAUAUCCUGUUGUUGAAUAUACUAAUCAUAUAUUUUUUUUGGCUGAUUCUACACUAUGGCUAUACUAUUUUCCAUAAUUUUAUUAUAAAAUAUUUUGAUCCCAGUGAGAAAUCUAUUUAUUGUGAAUAUCAAAACAUUUUUCUUAGUGUUUUGAUUAGUAUAUCAUUUUUAUUGUAAACUAUUGUUAAACAACUUUUCAUUUAAACUUUUUUUUUUCAAUUUCAUUUUAAAUGUCUUUUGUGAACAAAAAAAAUCCAUGCUAAAUGUAAUUGAAAAAAAUAUGUAAUGAUCUCCACAUUUAAAAAAUAGAAUUUAAGCCUAAUUUGUAAUUACAGGUGAGACAAAUUGGCAAAAUUAACUUCAAAACUUCAGAGGAAAAAAAUGGUUCAGAUAUUUACUGAUUGCUUCUAUUAAAAAAUAAAUUACAGCUUGAGGUAUUGAGUGCCAAAGAGUGUUUUCAGUCAUUUCUGAUAGUAGCAUUCAGCACUUUUAAUUGUUCAGAAUAGAGAUUUUAUUCAUUUGCACUAAUAAUUUUAUCUGCUUUUUAAGACUUCACUUUUAUUUACUCCAAUGUUGUAAUCUUUACAAUUAAUAAUAAUGAUUAUAAUGUAACUCUCUCUAAAAUAAGUAUGUACAAAGAAAUUGGUGUUUAACUUUCAUACAAUGUCUACUCUCUUAGAUCUAGUUGCACUUCUUCAAUAAACA